Molecule: messenger RNA, 1620 nt
Organism: Salvelinus sp. IW2-2015
Lineage: Eukaryota; Metazoa; Chordata; Actinopteri; Salmoniformes; Salmonidae
Product: RIMS-binding protein 2
Biological process (GO): neuromuscular synaptic transmission
Molecular function (GO): protein binding
Source: RefSeq, a predicted model, not a curated record
GGUGAGGGUAAGGAGAGCCCUGUUGUCUCCAGCAACCAUCUGUCUGCCCAGUGUAGAGCUGAGAGGGGUUGCUCUCACUGAAGUGAAGAGGGAAUUCAGAAACUCUUGGAGGACAGUGGAAGUUGAUAAAAAUGCUUCUUUAUUGUUAAAACCAACACAUUCUGGCCCUUAACUGUCAUCAGGGUUGCUCUCACUCACAUAAGAGCUAAUGGAGGGGAUGCUAGGAGUGGAUGUGUUUCUUUACCCUGAUGGACUGAGAAUUGCUACACCAGAGGAUAUUAGGCAAUGGGAGCUGGAGACCGCCAGCCAGGUGUCCAGCCAGGUGUCUCAGGAACCCCCCGUCCGACUCUUUGUGGCUCUUUUCCCAUACAACCCUGCUGCGAUGUCCCCAAACCCUGAGACCGCUGCGGAGGAGCUCCCUUUUGUGCCAGGACAGAUCAUCAAGGUGUUUGGAGAUAAAGACGAUGAUGGUUUCUACCACGGGGAGUCUGGUGGUCUGUCUGGUGUCGUGCCUAGUAACAUGGUAUCUGAGAUCCCAGUGGAUGAUGACUACCUCAAGCAUCAGCUCAUGCAGCAGGGUUUCCUGCCUGUCGACCACACAGAUCCCAGUGAGGAGUCCAGCGUGCUAGAUGACUUGGUCGUCCGCAGGAUGGUGGCCAUCUUUGAGUAUGACCCUUGGGAAAGUUCCCCCAACAUGGACAGCGACGCUGAGCUCGCCUUCCGUGCAGGGGACAUAAUAUAUGUGUUUGGUGAUAUGGAUGAAGAUGGAUUCUAUUAUGGGGACCUUCAUGGGCUGAGAGGUCUGGUGCCAUCCAACUACCUGGAACCACUACCAUGGGAAUAGGAUUAACAAGGAGCAUCCGAUACAUGAGAUUAUGCCAAGAAUCAGAAUCAGAUACAAUGAACAAAAAAACGUUUUCAAGGAUAUCUGAAGGGAUAUUACUGUGUCAAAGAUCAAGAUUUUGUCAUAUUUUUUCUUCUGCAUAAGUACAUGUGACCACAGAAAUCUCCUCCAGGAUUUGUAAUGAUCAUGGAAUAGGGUUUUUAUGAGCCGUGUGCAGGCUAUCACGCACAGUAACGCAGUAGACAGAUUUAGCUCUGUCCAAAUAAAUCCUAUGAACUACAAACCUUUUGGUGGACAUUUUAAGGUGCAGUAAGAUUGGCCAAAAUAAUGACAUCAUGGUUAUCGUAUUACAUAAUGCUUUGUCAGCAGCUAGGGUAUUGUAGCCUUAAAAAGAUGAUUUUUAUUCUCACUUUGCUGAUGGGGAUGUAUGUUGUAGUUAUGCCUAUAUUUGCCUUAAUACAUCUUCCGGUUUAGGAAAUAUCCAUGCACAUCAUUUUAUCGUGAAGGCUGUGAGCAAUCUUUCCUGUUAGAGAUAUUAUUUUCUUCCUUAGUAAUAUGUACAAUUGUUUUUUUAUUUUUUAUUUUGGUAAAUACCAACUGAGAUUCUGAUGGGAACAUUGAGCACAUUGAAGGAAGAUAUCUAUGCAGAAUUUAGCAGUACUAUUAAACUGUUCAUUUUCUGAAAAUCUGUUUCGUACACUUGUUCCUCAUGUUAGUGGGUUUAGAAUUAUACAGUGCAGGAUCUUCAUCAUAACCGGAUGCUGAACACUGAAACA